Messenger RNA from Prosopis cineraria, 602 nucleotides. RefSeq lists its product as uncharacterized. Gene Ontology annotation, molecular function: protein binding. The record is from RefSeq and is a predicted model, not a curated record. Lineage: Eukaryota; Viridiplantae; Streptophyta; Magnoliopsida; Fabales; Fabaceae.
CUUCAGAUCCACUGCCUGCAGUGCCCCUUCUACUUUCAGAGAAAUGGCCGUAGCAGAUGAAAGUUCCAUAACUUUACCAGUCUCACAACUUGUGACAGUCGCUUCGGCUCAGUCUAGGAGGCCUCUCCUUCAUCUUGUGGAUGAUAAGAGCGAAGAACCAAUUACCUAAAGCUAUGCGUUCCCUUUACAAAGCAGCUUUGAAAGGUGAUUGGAAAGCAGCAAAGAACAUCUUAGAUCAAGACUGGAGUCUCAUUCGUGCCGCCAUAACCAAGGGGUGGGCGACGAUGCUCCACGUGGCCACCGGAGCGAACCACGUUCACUUCGUGGAGGAGCUGGUGAAGAUAAUGCAUCCACAAGACUUGGAAUUGCAAGACGUGAAAGGGAACACUGCGUUUUGCUUCGCUGCAGCAAACUGGGAUUUGCAGAUUGUUGAGAUCAUGCAGAGAAGAAAUGAGAGCUUGCCAACAAUAAGAGGCGGUGAAGGAACCACGCCUCUUCACAUGGCUGCCUUACAAGGACGUCAAAUGGCACGUGGAAUCUAUGGUAAGAAUAUCACAUACACAGAGCAUGAGACUAGUAAAAGUGACAAGUGUGAGAUUUGA